UAACCCCGCCCCUCCGCGCCCCGCCCCCUCUGGGCAGUUAUUAGAGUCACUUCUCUCUUUUUCUUUCUCUCUUCACUCCUGCAGGAAUCAUGUUGGGUUUUGGAUUAAAGUCGCUGUUUGUGUAUCUGCUGCUGUUUCCGGCCGCGCUGCUCUCCGGAGGUCGAGUUUACGCCGAACCUGAAGCUGAAGUGAUAGAUGAAGCACCAGAUGGAGCAGUGGAAGAGGAGGAGGAGGAUGAAGAGGAAGAGGAAGUUCUGGUGGAAGAACCUCAAAUAGGAGAUGGGGACGUGGAUGAUGCUAAUGAUUUAGAUGAAGAUUCUCAUCCUGCAGAUGUGACGUCUCACCCUGACGCAGACACCACCAUCAUCUUCGUCACAGGAGAAGAGUUUCCAGCCAAUGAGAUAGUGAAGUUUCUGGUUGGUUUCAGUAAUAAAGGCAGUCAGGACUUUACAGUUCGCUCUCUCGAAGCAUCGUUCCGUUAUCCACAGGAUUACCAGUUCUACAUCCAGAACUUUACGGCUCUGCAGCUGGAUACCGUGGUGCAGCCGGAGAGACAGGCUUCAUUUGAGUACUCGUUUAUUCCCGCUCAGCCAAUGGCCGGUCGUCCGUUCGGUCUGGUCAUCCUGCUCAACUACCACGACGCUGAGGGAAAUGCUUUCCAGAGCGCCAUUUUUAACCAGACGGUGACGAUAACUGAACUGGACGAGGGCCUGGACGGAGAGACGAUGUUCAUGUACAUCUUCCUUGGUGGUUUGAUCUUCCUGAUGCUCUUCGGCAUGUAUCAGGUGCUGGAGUCCCGCACGAGGAAGCGAAUGCCGGUCAAGGUUGAAACAGGAACAGGAGGGUUGAACGACGUGGACAUCAGCUGGAUUCCACAGGAAACUCUCAACAUCAUGAGUAAAGCAUCUCCGAGAGCUUCACCAAGAAAACGUGCCACAAGGACAGCAGGUGCUACAGAUCAAUAACAACAACAACAACAUCUACAAACAUCCACCACCACCAUCACCACCUCCACAUCAUCACAUUUCAGCAGGUCUACCUUCAUUUCUCUCUCACGCUUUUCCUAAAUGGACUGAACGGCUGUGAAAUCUUCUCCUCCACAUUUCUGAAGAAGAAGCAGCAGCUCCACUGGACUUCUGAUGGAUCUUCUAAAGUGGAACUAGAAGGUGUCAUCACGGGCUCCAUCUCAAACCACAGAACCGUGCAAAGGAGUGUGCUGGAAUACAACAACGGAGUUCCGUUCAGGACGCAGCCCAUGGAGAAGCUCAGCAGUGUUCAUGUGUCACACCACAGACAGGAAGAAACACACUCCAGUGUCAGGAGCAGGGGUCAGGAUUAAUGAGGAACAAAUUUAAAUCUUAAAAGAACAAGAUUAUAAACACCACAAAUACCCAAACAAGUGUAAAUGUUCAGAGUGUUAGUGUUUCCAGUGUUCAAAGACCUGAGCAUACAGCUGUGUGUGAGAGGAAAUGAUCAGAGCGCUAAACUAGGGGGCUUUCAAUAUCUGUUAGCUACAUUAGCCUUAACUUUCAAUAUCUGUUAGCUACAUUAGCCUUAGCUUUCAAUAUCUGUUAGCUACAUUAGUCUUAGCUUUCAAAUAUCUGUUAGCUAUAUUAGCCUUAGCUUUCAAUAUCCGUUAGCUAUGUUAGCCUUAGCUUUCAAUAUCCGUUAGCUAUGUUAGCCUUAGCUUUCAAUAUCUGUUAGCUAUGUUAGUCUUAGCUUUGAAUAUCUGUUAGCUAUGUUAGCCUUAGCUUUCAAUAUCUGUUAGCUAUAUUAGCCUUAGCUUUCAAUAUCUGUUAGCUAUAUUAGCCUUAGCUUUCAAUAUCCGUUAGCUAUAUUAGCCUUAGCUUUCAAUAUCCGUUAGCUAUGUUAGCCUUAGCUUUCAAUAUCUGUUAGCUAUAUUAGCCUUAGCUUUCAAUAUCUGUUAGCUAUGUUAGCCUUAGCUUUCAAUAUCUGUUAGCUAUGUUAGCCUUAGCUUUCAAUAUCUGUUCGCUACCUUAGCCUUAGCUUUCAAUAUCUGUUCGCUACAUUAGCCUUGUAGCUUUGUUGUAAAACUAGAAGCAGCAUUUACACACUGAACACAUCUCUGACCUUUCACUGGACCGAACAUGACAGAAUGAUAAAAAAUGGACCAAAUUCUCAAGAGCAGAAACUCCAUGUAUUAUUAUUAUUAUUAUUAUUAUUAUUAUUACAGAGAUAGUGCCAUAAAAACCUGUGAGAUGAACACUGCCUUGAAAGUGUGUGUGUGUGUGUGUGUGUGUGAUAAACCUCUCAGAGCCGCUGGUGCUGCUGAAGCAUCUGUAAUAAAGUGUGAAACUGUUUGUA
This is a messenger RNA of Hemibagrus wyckioides, 2325 nucleotides long. RefSeq names its product translocon-associated protein subunit alpha-like. The record is from RefSeq and is a predicted model, not a curated record. The transcript is spliced from 9 exons. Gene Ontology annotation, cellular component: endoplasmic reticulum membrane; endoplasmic reticulum. The coding region runs from base 90 to 965 and encodes 291 amino acids. Lineage: Eukaryota; Metazoa; Chordata; Actinopteri; Siluriformes; Bagridae.